This is a messenger RNA of Vespa mandarinia (Asian giant hornet), 4204 nucleotides long. RefSeq names its product four and a half LIM domains protein limpet (gene Lmpt). The record is from RefSeq and is a predicted model, not a curated record. Gene Ontology annotation, cellular component: Z disc; nucleus. Gene Ontology annotation, molecular function: zinc ion binding; transcription coregulator activity. NCBI's taxonomy places the organism in Eukaryota, Metazoa, Arthropoda, Insecta, Hymenoptera, Vespidae.
GAAAUUUAAUAACUGCUCUGCAUCAGGCUUCUCGACGAAGCUCUCUUCUCUCGAGAUACAACCUUUCUCUCUAUUUCUCUCUCUUCUUUCUCUUUCUCGUAAUCGUGUCUUCUUAAAUUGUCGAAAGAGAAGAAGUGGUAAGCGUUUUCAGGAAGACAGAGGGAUAGUAUUCUGAACUGUCGACAAGGUCGAGACACUCUCUUUCUUUCUCUUUCUCUCUCUAUCAUAUAUGGCAAAAGGUAGAUUCAUCAGCGAAUUAACGGGAGAAUCGAGUGGCCCGUCUCUUUUCUCGAGGAGGACCACAGAACGGAGGCCGCCUACGGAGGUGGUGGUGGUUCUGUGCGGAGGUUGCCGUGUUGGCAAAGGAAGAGAGGGGGAGUACUCCCUCUCUCCGAUACUGGGGAGAAAAAGAGAGAAAGAGAAAGAGAAAGAAAGAGAGAGAGAGAGAGAGAGAGAAAUAGAGAGAAAGAGAGAGAAACACGCUCUCCUCCGGUGCACACUCUCGCGGUGACUUCGACCGGCAAAGUGCUCGCGUUCGUGAAAGUCCACAGACGACUUUCAGGGUCGUCUGCUUGGCUCCUUAGCACAAGCUCUCCUUCUCGUUCGCUCUCUCGAUCUUUUCCUCGGUUCGUCCGGAACUGACUGUUUUGUGAAAAAGGAAUCAUCGCAACGAGCUAAGAUCGUCGCACUCGUAAGAACGAUUUGUAACGCGACGUACCUACCGGUUGGAUCUUUUAGAUCUACACUCUGUUGCUCUCUUUGAUUAUUUAUUCAUCGCGAUCAUCAGACGGAAGCAAGAAUCGUAUAUUAUUGGUGUUGUAUGAAUAGAGAAGAAGAAGAAGAAGAAGAAAAAAAAAGGAGGGGGAAGAUAGACCGUAAUAGAAGGUCAUCAAACAUUUAUUUACAUUAGUAAACGAAAUGAGUUCGCGCCUUCGAAGUUCUUCAAUGUCGAAGGACAGACCAAAAGCAACGUCAUUUGGAAGCGAUACAUUUUAUUACGAGCCGGAAGAACGAAAUGAUAAAAGGAAUGGCAAAGCGGCGCGGGAAAAUAGUUAUCGCUUUGGAGAUUUUCGUAGGGAGUGUUCUGAGAGAAAUGGUAGACGGUUCGGAGAAGAAAUCGAAGAGGAUCCAGAUAUUCUUUAUAAGAGAAGCAAGGAUCGGUUUGCAUCAUGGGAUAUGAAAGAUAUAGCUGGACGUAAGGAAAUAAAUGAAAAGAAGAAGGAAGAUGAGGAGGCGGAGGAAGAGGAGGAAGAGGAGGAAGAGGAGGAUGAUGAAGAUGUGAAUGAUAACAAUGAUAAGCCACCGUUGCUUUACGAGGAAUACGUCCCAAGUCCGAGAAAAGAGAAUCAGAAAGAAAAGAUUAUCAAUCGAGAAAUACACGGAUCGAGAAAAGACGAGACGAGGAAGAAUGAAGAUUCCUCGGAAGGAGUCGAUUCACGAAAUUAUAUGUUCGCGGAGUCCUCGGCUGUUCGAAGAAAUGGUGAGAACCGAAAGAAAACGAGUUUUCCUAGUAUCGAUGUACGAACGGAUACAGAUCAUAGGAUCGGAGCCAUGAUCGAACGAUUGAAAACACGCGAAGAGGAUAAGUUGAGAAAUAGAAGAGAACGGGGAAGUCCGGAGAGAGGGGGGGUUAUUUCGUCGACGAUCGAGGAUCGUCGUCAACGUCGACGUCGACGUUGUCUCGUCGACGAAGAGCUUGGAAAUCGUCAGGAGGAUGAUACAAAAACGUCUGUUGGUUACGAUCAACGUUUCGAUGAUUUCUGUAAAUCGAAUAGAGGCGAGGAAACGCGCGUGGAUCGUAGAAGAUCGAGGAGUAUCGAGAAAGUUUCCAGGUAUGAAUUAGGCCGUGCAAGGAGUAACGACGCGAAUGGUUUUCGAGAGUUAGACGAGCGAAUUCCAAGAUACAUGCUUCGUGAAGCCGAGUCUCAUGUUCGCGAGGAGAUGUUUGGGUUGAACGUCGACGACAAUGUUCGACGUAUAGAAGGUAGACGUGCGCCCUUCGAUAGGGACAACGACCGUCGAGAGAAGGAGAAUUCUUCGAGGAAGAGCCAAGACGCGUACGUAGUCGAAAUCACUCGUAGACGAUCAAGAUCCAAGGACGUCGAGGAGGAUCGAGCUCGUACGAAGGACGAGACGAAGAGUAGUAAUAGUAGUAGUACUACUCGUCCAUAUGAAGUAUUGCCCGGGGAAUUUGAUGUUAGAAUACAGAGAUAUGAAAGAGCAACAGUCGAAGAUAAGAGGGAUCAAGAAUAUUUAAAAAAAAAUCUUCACGAUCCUUCGAAGGAGAGAGAAACGGUUAGGAAGAUUUCUUUCAGCGGAGACACGGAUAUGUAUUCACAAAGGAUGCAUUCGAAGAAAGAGAUCGGUAUAACGAGGAGAACGUCUUUCAAGGAUCAGGAUAAUGAGAUACGAGGACGGAAUUCAUUCAAGAACGAUUCAGAUGGUGGAAUUAAGUGUACGAUAAAGAGUCGAAAGAGUGACGUCACCGAGAGGGAAAAGACCGAAUUGGUAGAUAGUGUCGAUUUAGGAAGAAGGAGUUCUUUCAAAGCGAAACAUCCUGAGUAUGGUAAAAUCUCAUUUGAGGAAGAAGAGAAAGAAAAAAGAUCGUCGAGAGAUCAUACACGAGUCUCUAAUGCAAGAAUAAUAUCAUUCGGGGAUGAUAAAAUUGUUGGGGAAAGAAAACGGACUCCUGAUAAUCAAGAUCGUGGAAUAAUUACCAGUAUCUCUUUCAAGGACGAAAACUCCGUCGAAUCGACUACGAGUCCUAUACGUCGAGUCUCGAAAGAACAGAGAGAAAACGUCUUAGGUAGACGAAUUUCUUUUAAGGAUCGAGGGAUCGAAUCUGAGAGGGAACAUUCUUAUGGGGUUUAUUGCGACGUUGGUAAGGAUCAAAACGAAGAAGAAUCAAAAAGGCGAAGUAGUUCAUUCGACGAUCGAUUCGUCGAAUCUGAUAGAAAUUUUUUCACGAGUCGCGAGAGAGGGGUAUCUAGUGGAACGAGUCCUUGGAAGGAUAGAAAUGAUAUAGAAUCGAGAGUUCGCUCCUCGAAUGGACCGAUGAUAAAGAAAGUAAGUGAAGAAGGUACUCGGGACAAGAAAUUGGAAAAGCAUUCUCGAGCUUUUACAUCAGGGAGAGUAGAUGAGGAUAUAAAAGAAAAUUUUCAAGAAACGAAGGAUCGAAAGGAUUUUUGGCGCGAGAGUAACAGACUCUUUGCUGCAAAAUAUCUUAAAGAGAAUGGUAGAGGGAGAAGAACAGAGGGAGGGAUCUUAGGAAAGGAGAAUAAUGGAAGCCUCGUCGAAGGUGCUUAUGAGGAGGACGAAGGAGACGAGAGCGAAAUCGAGCAAGAAGAUUCGAUUCGAACGAACGGUCGCCGAAUCCCUGAUAAUCGAGAUUUUGAUUCGAAGGGAAGAAUCGCUCGUGAACGAAAUGGUACGACUAUUGUAAGGAUUCGUCCUAAUAUUUCGGAAAAUUCGAGACGACGUCGACGUAUGCAAGAUUUUGGUUUGGAGCGACGCAAAAGGUGCGAUGUGUCUUCACAGCGUUAUGAUAGCGAUGAGGAAAGUGGAGAGGAGGGUGAAAAGGAGGAUCAGAGGAAGGAGGAGGAGAAAGAUAAGAAAAAGGUAAUGCCGAUUGUAAAGGACGAUGAGGAUGCUGACAAUGAGCAACGAUUGGAUUCUUGGCGUGGAACUCGUAGAGAUGGCUUAAUACCAGGAAUACCCCAUGGAUCUACUCCCUCGAGAAGACUUUGGAAUUAUCGCGAAGGGGGUGUCCUGAUCACGGACGUCGAGGAGGGACAGCCAUGUUUACAGUGUGGAGACGUGUGUCCUGGAUUUUCCCCACAUAUUUGGAGGUGUUCAAAUACGGUGAGUCUCGGAUACCGUCGUUCUCACCCACGCAUUUACGAGUGAGAUCACCUUUAUACUUUAGACUUCAUGCUGCGACGAAGGUGUUAUGGCGCGAGAGUCUUUCCUGUCCUUCCAAGAAAAAUGUAAUAUAUUAAUGUAGGAUUUAUAGAAUUCGUAGGAUUCAUCGUGGAGAUCCGACGAUAUUGAAAAAAAAGAAAAGAAAAAGAAUAUACAAUAUUUCCAAGAAAUGAUAUUUAAUAAUCGAUUAAAAAUCAAAUGGAGAAUAUCAAGAAUAAAGAUAAAGAUCAUGAUAAAAGAAGUUUAACGACUGAUAUCUGCAACCUUUAAAGACUCAUUCUUC